This is a messenger RNA of Cantharellus anzutake, 1500 nucleotides long. RefSeq names its product rab geranylgeranyltransferase. The record is from RefSeq and is a predicted model, not a curated record. The transcript is spliced from 8 exons. Gene Ontology annotation, biological process: protein geranylgeranylation. Gene Ontology annotation, molecular function: Rab geranylgeranyltransferase activity. Gene Ontology annotation, cellular component: Rab-protein geranylgeranyltransferase complex. The coding region runs from base 499 to 1500 and encodes 333 amino acids. NCBI's taxonomy places the organism in Eukaryota, Fungi, Basidiomycota, Agaricomycetes, Cantharellales, Hydnaceae.
UGCAAUUAAUGGAAUUCCGCGACAUCGAUGAAAAGCCCAAGCAUCCUUGAAAUUCAGAAGAAUCAGCUUCGUUAAACUAUGAAGGAUCAGCUUGAGCUCGCAACUUCCAAGACCCGUCUGCUCCACUACCGCACCGUACCACGAAGGGAUCACACUACAAAGCGCCAAAAUCCUUGCCAAAUAUCAGUGGUCCAAUCUCAUAAAUCCCUCCAACUAUCUAUCAAGGCUCAACAAGUAUCAAUUAUCCCGUAUUCAUAUUCCGCUUCGCCGAGCCUAUUAGGGCAUCUUCUCUUCUGAACGAUCAAUCUCCCAAAAACGCAAGAGAUAUCUAUCUGCCUGCUGGUUACGCAUAAAGCCGUGGAAAUACCGGCAUGCAAAGAAAACUGGCGCAUCUGAUUUGAUGAGCCUCCAAUUUGCUGCCAUUUUGGGUCAUCACCAAUUUCAUCGCACGCCACUUGCCGCUGUACGCCUUGGUGUCAAUAGUCGUUCACAAGGUGAAUGAGCGCAGCUAACAUGUCAGCUGGGCUAUCGGCAAACAGACUUGCAACAAGUCUGCAUGUCUCGUACAUCCAAUCCUUAGGAAAGUCAACAGGCUCCUUGGCAUACCAUCUUACCGCUCAUCUUCGAUUAAAUGCUAUCUACUGGGGCCUCACGGCCCUGUGUGUUAUGGGUCGUCAGGAUGCCCUCGAUCGGGAUGAGAUGAUUGAGUUUGUCAUGUCUUGUUGGGACGAUGAAUUAGGCGCAUUUGGUGCACACCCGGGCCACGAUGGACACGUCUUAUCAACACUAAGUGCAGUUCAAAUCCUCCAUAUUCAUGGCGCGAUCGAUAGGAUAGAUGUGCCGAGGGUGGUAUCAUUCACUUCAAAACCCCUCAGGGUCGUUUUCUGGCGAUCAAUGGGGGAAGUUGAUACGCGAUUCACUUACUGCGCUGUGUCGGCUCUCUCACUACUUGGUCAAUUACAUGCUAUUGAUGUGGAUAAGGCUGUUUCUUACUUAAGGAAGUGCCGUAACUUCGAUGGGGGCUUCGGUAGCAGUGAAGGAGGAGAAAGCCAUGCUGCUCAAGUUUGGACUUGUGUAGCGGCUCUCGCUAUAUUGGAUCGGAUAGAAGGGGAGGUGGAUCAGCAGAUCUUAGGGUGGUGGCUCGCUGAACGCCAGUUACCUAAUGGAGGGUUGAAUGGUCGCCCAGAAAAACUGGAAGAUGUGUGCUAUAGCUUCUGGGUCCUCUCCUCAUUGGCCAUCCUCAAGAAAGUGCAUUGGAUUGAUCCCGACGCGCUAACCAAUUUCAUUCUGUCUGCUCAGGACCUCGAAGGUGGCGGAAUAGCAGAUCGGCCAGGGGAUAUGGUUGAUGUCUUCCAUACGAAUUUCGGGGUUGCUGGCCUUUCAAUUCUGGGCUAUCCGGGCCUAAAUGACCUGGAUCCUGUGUAUUGUAUGCCAGCAGACCUUAUUAGGAGGUUAGGACUGGCAAAGGAUUGGAAAGCCCUUGACAGGAGGACUCAAUGA